Molecule: messenger RNA, 1858 nt
Organism: Hypomesus transpacificus
Lineage: Eukaryota; Metazoa; Chordata; Actinopteri; Osmeriformes; Osmeridae
Gene: hoxa13a
Product: homeobox A13a
Exons: 2
Coding region: 162-1073 (303 amino acids)
Biological process (GO): regulation of transcription by RNA polymerase II
Molecular function (GO): DNA-binding transcription factor activity, RNA polymerase II-specific; RNA polymerase II cis-regulatory region sequence-specific DNA binding
Source: RefSeq, a predicted model, not a curated record
CUCUUUGCAUAUCACGUGGCCAUGUCUUGGCCAAUGAUGGCACGCCCUCUCUGCACCCGUGCGCGUCAGAGUCCAGUACUGUCUCGGAAUCAGUAUCUCCUUUUUUCAGUCUCUGAGCUUUUAAAAAAAGAGCCAGAAGCCUCAAUGUUGGAUGUCGUGCUAUGACAACGUCACUGCUCCUCCGUCCUCGCUGGGUCGACCCGUCGGUGAUGUUCCUCUACGACAACGGCGGGGUUUCCGAUGAAGUGAGUAAGAACAUGGACGGCGGUUUUGCUGGAGGUAACUUUGCGGCGAACCAAUGCAGGAAUCUGAUGGCGCAUCCAGCGUCGUUGGCACCGAGCACUGCAUACUCGUCGACUGAUGUCCCCACUUCGGGCAUGGGCGAGCCAGCAAAGCAGUGCAGCCCAUGUUCGGCCGCGCAGAGCUCGUCAAGUGCGUCCCUGCCUUAUGGAUAUUUCGGUAGUGGCUACUAUCCGUGCAGAAUGUCUCAUCACAGCAGCAUUAAGUCGUGCGGCACGCAACCCCCCUCUGUGUACGGGGAGAAGUACAUGGACACGUCCGGAUCGGCCGAUGACUUCAACUCUCGGGCAAAAGAGUUCGCCUUCUAUCCAAGUUAUGCCUCAGGCCCCUACCAGCCAGUGUCUGGCUACCUGGACGUGCCCGUGGUGCCAACCAUGAGCGGGCCAGCGGAAGCCAGACACGAAACACUUCUGCCUAUGGAGAGCUAUCAGCCGUGGACUCUCACCACUAAUGGCUGGAACGGACAAGUCUACUGUGCCAAGGAGCAGCCACAGCCCGGCCACAUGUGGAAAUCAUCAAUAUCAGACACGGUGUCUCAUGCUGGAGGGGACGCAAGCUCCUACCGACGUGGAAGAAAGAAGCGCGUGCCAUACACCAAGGUGCAACUGAAGGAACUAGAACGCGAGUACGCCGCCAAUAAAUUUAUUACGAAGGACAAACGAAGGAGGAUAUCAGCACAGACGAACCUAUCCGAACGACAAGUCACUAUCUGGUUUCAAAACAGACGCGUAAAGGAAAAAAAGGUCGUUACUAAAGUGAAAACCAUCAGCUAGUUUUGACGGACAACGAUUGGAAUUAAAUGCCCCCCCCUUCCAACACACACACACACACACACACAUACACACCCUAACACACAAGCUCACUCCGCUUUUCGAUUUGAAGAACACACACUCUGUGGACAUGUUUCACAAAUGUCUACUUAGCCAAAUGAGUUACUGGAUCUAUAUGGACCUAAAAUGUAGGCACAUGACGCUGUACCUUCCCUGUUGUAAAAUAUUGUUAUGGUGUGUGAAGUUCAUAUCAAGAGGAAUGGAGUGUAUGGUUUUAUGCGACUUUUAUGGCAUGCAGUAUAGUAGCCAAAACCUAAGCUCAGGAAAGCAGACAUUCAGUGGUCUAGGCCUUUGUGGUGUACCUUUUACAUUCAUUUGUAGCUUCAUUCAGUGGUUUGAAACCCCACAGGAAGUGACGGACUUUAGAAUUUUAGACCUCCUUGUUAAAUAUUAAUCGAUUCCACUUCCCUUUAAAAUAUAGACUUGUGCUUACGAAGUUCAGACCCGACGUUCUUAAUCACAUCGAAUCCAUGGAUCAAUUAUUCUUGUUAUGCAUUGAUAAUCGUCUGGGAACUGUAUGUCCGUGAACCAUAGCUUUUAUAUUGUGUGUGUGUGUAUUAAUGUGGAUGUAUAUAAAAGUAAAUGCAGACUUGAUAUCUAGUAUUUUAAGGCUAUAUAUGUGUUAGUAAAAUCAUGUCGAUAUGAAAGUAUUACAAAUCCGUCCUAAUAAAACAUGGACCUUGCUGAAUUAGCCUAAUGACCUCUACUUUGACCGUAACCCGAAUCUU